Messenger RNA from Haemonchus placei, 1671 nucleotides. The record is from the annotation of a GenBank genome assembly. Lineage: Eukaryota; Metazoa; Nematoda; Chromadorea; Rhabditida; Trichostrongylidae.
AUGUCCUUCACGGAGCCGUUCUCCUCUAGAUAUCCGCCUCUAACUACUCGACAGGACAGAGCCGUCUACUCGGCUGCUCCAGUAAAGGCUUCGUUUGCCAGGACUGUGCCAAGCUACGACGAAAUCUAUUCAGGUUCUGCGAAACCGAUUCUGAAGGCGUAUGACAUCGAUCUUUCGAUUCACAUCGAUGCUUCCACAUCCGUGGCAGCACCCCGUCUAGGAAGGGUCACCUGCACCUUUGACGAGGUGGAUGCCUACAGACCAAGGACGUCAACUGCCAAACUUGACUUGCCAUUGAUAGUAAAGCCUCUGAGACAGUUUGAUCGCGAUUCAACUCUAGAGCGCAGGAGUCGCAGCACGGAGACCCGCGAUCAGCCGUUCGUUGAAGCGGCACAACCCCGUGUUGAAGCUCCUGCCAUUUGUCGUCGAAGAACCAUGGGUGGCGCUGAUGAUGCCAAACCAAAAUGGUAUUCUAGCAGCGUCGACGGCGGCCCUGAAUCUUCGACGCUACCGAAAAAUUUUCUCCGGAAACCGUCCGUUCUGCAUACUGCAGCUCCUGUCGAAGUGGCACCUAUUCCUUUCAUUGACGAUGACAUUCCUGCACCACCCAAGCCUGCAAGAAGCUACACAGAACUUACCGGAUCCACGAAAGAAACACCAGACAAGGUAGCACCUACGCUGCUGGACGGAUUUGAGAAGAAACCUGGCCGAUUGGAUCUUGUAAGCUGCACCGCCAAGCCCGUUCAGCUGGUGGAUCCUGUGGCUUCAGUCGUUAGAAAAGAACCGAAACCACUGGAACUUAACCGUUCUUCCUUUCUACAAGGUCCGCCUGAUACAUCGAAGCCUCCAAAGCCUUCAUCAUGUCAGGAUGCACUACCAACUACUGCUUCGCCAAAACGUUACCCAUGGCAAACUGCCAGUACAUUCAAUGACAAGCCUUCGCCCGUACAGCAGGAGGUACCUCGUGAUGUAAGCCAUUUCCGAGAAGAUAGUGGCUAUCGAUCGGAUCGUAAAACUUCCAUGGAAUUUUCAACUGAACCUAGUCGAUCCAUAUUGUCUGUGGAACCCCUAAUACCUCCGGAUCCUCAAAAUUCCCAGUUAGACGAGUCCUUCAGUGAGAGCGAAUGGGGUAGCGAUGAUGGUGAAUUUCACUGGGAUGACGACGACCAUGCGAUAAACAGUAAAAGAUACAGUUUGGUGCUGAGGACUCAAACACCAUUGCGGGUUAAGACUAUAAUUGACAAACUUCUCUCCAAUACUGGGCGCGACCAACGUCGAGCAUUAUUCUCACUGAAGAAAAUAUUUCAGGACGAUCGUGAUCUCGUGCCGGAAUUCGUUCAAAAUGGUGGUCUCGAUUGUAUGGUACGACUUGGCCGACUUGCUGAUCAAAAUCAUCAGAACUACAUACUUCGAGCCCUGGGCCAAGUGAUGUUGUACGUGGACGGUAUGAAUGGCAUCAUCGCUCAUAAUAUGACAAUCCAAUGGUUGUACGAGUUAUUGGAUUCGCCGCUAUUCGACGAGAAAGAACGCCGAGAAAUGAGUCCAUUUCGGCUCGAAUGGGUGAGCGGCGAUAUAGGCACCCUGCAUGUGUUCCCCACAUCCUUCUCAUUGACACGCACCUCGAUUUUCCUAUACUUCAAAGUAACUUUCAAGCCGUGGAGUCCUUUAUGA